Molecule: messenger RNA, 5003 nt
Organism: Xenopus laevis (African clawed frog)
Lineage: Eukaryota; Metazoa; Chordata; Amphibia; Anura; Pipidae
Gene: grik5.L
Product: glutamate receptor, ionotropic, kainate 5 L homeolog
Exons: 21
Coding region: 1341-4328 (995 amino acids)
Source: RefSeq, a predicted model, not a curated record
CUCCUGGUGCCCUCCCCUGACUCCUCAAGCACUCCCUCCUACUAAAAUACUCAGCAUCUCUCCCUGCACUGCUGUCCCUGCAUCCUCCUGUAUCCAAGCACAGCAUCCUCCCUGCCUACACACAGCAUCAUCUGGCAGCACUGGGCGCUUAGCUGCAAGCAGCACGGCAAUCCCUCUCCUGCAGUUCUGAACCAAGGACCCCUCUUUCUGGUCUGGAUAUUGCAUUAGCCCUUCCCCAGCCAAAUUGAGGCUCUUCCCCUCUUUUCUUUUGGUUCCUGAAGGGAACAGUUCUUUUCUUAAAGGCAAAAGGGGCGGCGAGGAGAAAAGAAUAAUUAACUCAGGCCCUGCAUAACUGACCUCCCCCCCCCACUCCACCCUGGUUUACAAGACAUUCCAAUUAUCAAGGCAAUAACUCAGGACUCUCCAGUGAUCACUCACUCAUCUCUGUUUCUCUGGUCCAUUCAAUCCAACACCAUCUUUGGGAUUUCUCCCAUUUGUACUAUUUCCUCCCCAUCACUGGAUUCUGCUCUCAUCCCCCACCCCAUUUGGGUACUCUAUGUUCCUCUAUGUUCCUCUCUUGCAGAUCCCUCCAUUAUUUCCCCUUCAGCCUUCCCUCUAUCAGGAGCCUUCACUCUCCUCCAUCUCUCUCCUGAGGGACCAUCAGGAUGUCCAAUUUUAAGCUUCUCCAGUUUGCCGCCCUGCAAAUCUCUAGUGUGAGAAUUACUGUGAGCUUCUCCUGAUUGCUGCUUAAAGGUUGGGGUGCUGGAUUUGCUUCUUCUCCCUUUUGCCCCGUCACGUCAGCUGAAGCCCCCCUCUCCUGUGGGACUCUGUGCCUUAAUGACAUUACCCGUGUCUUGCCUAGGCUGGCUGGGGGGAUAGAGAGUGUGAGCAGCCUCUCCCCCCUAAAAGGACGUGAUUGCCCCCCCUGCGGAUGAGGUGGAAUCCCCCACCCCUUCUUCGCGCCGUCUCCGGGAGACAGAGUAGGAAUCGAGAGCAGGAUUGUGUAAAGGGAGGUCAGGAUGGCUUCCUUGCAGUUUGUCUUAAGGGGCUCUUGGAAAGGGCUGUGAAUCUCUCCCCCAAAUACCCUCCGCACUAGCUUCUCUUCACCCCCCAUCGGUGUGUGGCUACUAAGAGAUCAAGGAACAGAGCUCUACUCAGCUGGCACCUCUCUCUUGCUGCAUCUUCAUCUAUCUCUCUGUAUAAUCUACUGGCCAUUCACUGCCUGCUUGUGUAUUGGUGUCCAGCAAGAGUUCAGCUGCAAAAUGUUAUUAUGGCUUCCAGAUUCUCGGUGGUGUCAGCCUGGCUGCGCCCCGAUCCGUCUCCAUGAGGAGUAGAAGAAGAUGCUGCAACUUGAGCUGGGAGCUCCGCUCCUCCUACUGCUCCUGAGUGUCACCUCCCCGGGGGUCUCACUUCUAUCAUCCUUACGUGUUGCUGCAAUCCUUGACGACCAGACUGUGUGCGGCCGUGGUGAGAGACUGGCACUGGCUCUUGCCCGUGAACAUAUCAACAGUCACGCACAGGGAUCGGCCAGCGGACGGGUGGAAGUUGAGAUUUUUGAACUGCAGAGAGACAGCCAGUACGAGACCACUGACACAAUGUGUCAGAUAUUGCCUAAAGGGGUGGUCUCCGUUCUUGGACCCUCCACCAGCCCAGCCUCUGCUUCCACGGUCAGCCACAUCUGCGGGGAGAAGGAGAUCCCUCAUAUAAAGGUGGGUCCAGAAGAAGCUCCCAAACUCCAAUACCUGAGGUUUGCUUCAGUCAGCCUGUACCCCAGCAAUGAGGACAUCAGCCUGGCAGUGUCUCAUAUCCUGAAAUCCUUCCACAACCCCUCCACCAGCCUUAUCUGUGCCAAGGCCGAAUGUUUAUUGAGGUUGGAGGAGCUUGUCCGCCAGUUCCUCAUCUCAAAGGACACUCUUUCUGUGAGGAUGUUGGACGAAUCCAAUGACCCAACGCCGCUGCUGAAGGAGAUCCGCGAUGAUAAAGUGUCUACCAUUAUUAUUGAUGCCAAUACAACUGUGUCACACCUCAUUCUCAAGAAGGCUUCCGAGCUUGGGAUGACAUCUGCUCAUUACAAGUAUAUACUGACUACAAUGGACUUCCCCUUGCUGUCCCUGGAAGGUAUAGUUAGUGACCAAUCUAACAUCCUGGGUUUUUCAAUGUAUAACAGCAGUCACCCUUUCUAUCUGGAGUUUCUAAGGAGCCUCAACAUGUCUUGGAGAGAAAACUGUGAACUUACCACAUACCUUGGGCCGGCGCUCUCUUCUGCACUGAUGUUUGACGCAGUGCAUGUAGUGGUUAGUGCCGUACGGGAAUUGAACCGAAGUCAGGAGAUUGGUGUCAAACAACUGUCCUGCAGUACAUCUCAGAUAUGGCAGCAUGGGACCAGCCUCAUGAACUACCUGCGUAUGGUAGAGUAUGAUGGUCUUACAGGACGGGUGGAAUUUAAUAGCAAAGGACAGAGAACAAACUACACCUUGAGAAUCCUGGAGAAGGCUGGCGACGGGCACCGAGAGAUCGGUGUGUGGUAUUCCAACCGCACGUUGGCCAUGAAUGCCACCAGCCUGGACAUCAACAUUUCAGAGACCCUGGAGAACAAGACACUGGUGGUCACCACUAUUCUGGAGAACCCGUACAUGAUGCGCAAGUCAAAUUACCGUUCCUUGUCUGGCAACGACCAGUAUGAAGGCUUCUGUGCUGAGAUGUUGAUGGAACUCGCAGCUCUCCUGCAUUUCAAUUACAAAAUUAAACUUGUAGAAGACGGGCUAUAUGGGGCCCCUGAACCCAACGGCUCCUGGACUGGAAUGGUGGGGGAGCUUAUUAACAGGAAAGCCGACCUUGCCGCUGCCGCUUUCACCAUCACAGCCGAGCGAGAGAAGGUGAUCGAUUUUUCCAAGCCGUUUAUGACCCUGGGCAUUAGCAUCUUGUACCGGGUGCAGAUGGGCCGGAAGCCGGGUUACUUCUCUUUCCUGGAUCCUUUCUCUCCUGCUGUUUGGCUCUUCAUGUUGUUGGCUUAUCUGGCAGUCAGCUGUGUGCUCUUCCUGGCAGCCAGGUUGAGUCCCUAUGAAUGGUAUAACCCACAUCCAUGUUUGCGUGAGCGCCACCAUAUCCUGGAGAACCAGUACACCUUGGGGAACAGCCUAUGGUUUCCGGUUGGCGGAUUCAUGCAGCAGGGGUCAGAGGUUAUGCCCAGAGCUCUCUCAACAAGAUGCGUCAGUGGUGUCUGGUGGGCAUUCACUUUAAUCAUCAUCUCCUCAUACACAGCCAACCUUGCUGCCUUCUUGACUGUACAAAGAAUGGAGGUUCCAAUCGAAUCGGCGGAUGACCUUGCAGAUCAGACCAACAUAGAAUAUGGCACCAUUCAUGGAGGUUCCACCAUGACCUUCUUCCAGAAUUCACGGUACCAAACGUACCAGCGCAUGUGGAACUACAUGAACUCCAAGCAGCCUAGUGUGUUUGUAAAGAGCACGGAGGAAGGAAUAGCACGUGUGCUGAAUUCACGCUACGCCUUUCUGCUGGAGUCCACCAUGAAUGAGUAUCACCACCGUCUCAAUUGCAACCUCACCCAGAUAGGGGGCCUGCUUGAUACCAAAGGCUACGGCAUUGGGAUGCCUCUAGGGUCUCCAUACAGAGAUGAGAUCACUCUUGCAAUUCUGCAACUUCAGGAGAACAAUCGUCUAGAAAUACUGAAGCGCAAGUGGUGGGAGGGAGGCAAAUGUCCCAAGGAGGAAGACCACAGAGCCAAAGGACUGGGAAUGGAGAAUAUUGGAGGAAUCUUUGUGGUUCUGAUCUGUGGUUUAAUAAUUGCUGUGUUUGUGGCCAUUAUGGAAUUUGUCUGGUCAACAAGACGUUCUGUGGACAAUGAGGAGAUCUCAGUGUGUCAGGAGAUGCUAAGUGAGUUACGCAGUGCUGUGUCUUGUAAGAAGACAUCUCGUUCUCGUCACCGACGUCGCCCACCACGCCAUCUUCAUGGCCGGACUCUGCUCUCUUUGAGUCGACCACCCCGUUCCACACGGGAGACCCGACUCUGCAAUGGGCGACUGUACCAGCCCCAUCAGCACCCUCCUGCCCCACCUCACCCACCCCCUGCUCCUGGUGCCCAGCGACUUCAUGAGGAUCCUCCGUCUUCCUCCACCCGUGGAGGGUGUGCUCACUUUCGAAUUUGUCAAGAAUGCAGGCGGAUACAGACUUUGAGAGGUCCACCACCACUUCCCCGACCACCUCAGUCCCCCAAGCCCCCUCCCCCACUUCCACCUGCUCCUGAAAAUGUAACGCCCCAUUCACACCACCGGAGACUGGCAGACCCAUUAGAUGAUGGAGCUCCUGAGUGAAACCUGGCUUCAAAGGUCUUAUAGAGACUAGCUGGUGUAUGGAUCAUAAAUGAGCAAGGGAAAAAUUAGACUAUGAAGAGGGAGAAUUAAGGGCACAAGGAGCCUGGACAUUUGCCCAUUCUCCCUGUUCCUCCCAAUGCUCUGUCUUAGAGUGGGAGCCUUUUUGAAGCCUCCUCUGUAUUCAUCAGAAACACUGCGAUGCCUCAGUCUUUUACAAUGUACGCUGUGCGUGCGAAAUAAACUGCCCCUUCCAAAACUUUGUGUGCCGAUUUGCCCCAUCCCAUUUCUCACUGCUCUUACUUGUCUUCUGAAAGUCCUAAGUGGGUGGGAAGAACAUUAAUAUGGUAUCACAGCUCAGGGUCAGUACCGUCUACCCCAACAAGCCAACCCACAAUGCAACAUCACUAAGAAUAAGGGGGGUUUGUAUAUAAUUUACAUGUAUAACCCACACAUAUAUAUAUGUGUGUGUGUGUUAUACAUAUGUAUAUUUAUAUAUAUAUCUGCAUUCUCUUUUUUUUAAAAAAAAACUGCAGUCCCGGUACAUAGGAGACGUGUAGAUGGGCCAUUGAGGAGAGGCACCUGAAUGAUAAAGACCUCUAUAUGCUUUCCAUUAUAAGCCCAGCACCAUCCUAUUUACAACUUUUAUACAAAUGAAAGAAAAAGAAGUGGUGUGUA